GGAGCAUCUCCUAUGGGCUGUGCGGGACUGGGAUGCGGUGUCAGGCGGACCCACGGCCCGCGGGAGGAGGAGGAGGAGAGGAUGAAGAGGAGGAGGAGGAGGUGUGUGUGUGUGAGGAGCAGGAGGCAGUGUGCGGCAGUGAUGGAGCAACAUACAUGAACAUGUGUCAAUUCAGAGAGGUGGCGUUCUCCAAACCAGAGCUCCAGGUCAGAGGAAGGGGACCCUGCAAGACAGUGCCCAUCAUCAAGGUUCCUCCUCAGAGCCAGGUGAAUGGGACAGGCAGCAGUCUGGCAUUUCUCUGCGAGGUCUUUGCAUUCCCCAUGGCCCUGGUGGAGUGGAGGAAGGAGGGACGAGACGCCAUCCUGCCCGGAGACGACCCCCACAUCUCUGUGCAGUCUCGUGGUGGGCCGCUGAAAUUUGAGCUCUCCAGUUGGCUCCAGAUUGAGGGGGCAGAGCCAGAGGACUCAGGAACCUAUCGCUGCAUAGCUCAUAACACCCUGGGAUCUGUCUCAGCCUCUGCUGUACUGGGAGUACUGGGAACAGAGGAGCUGUCGUCCUACCUGGCCAACAGCGUCUCUGAGAUGGAGCAGCUGAUGGAGGCUACAGACUACAACCACGACUUCUACUGAUACCUCUCUCCCAUCGCUGUCACUGUGGACACAGUCAACUCACCUUCACUGUCAUCAUAUCACACCGCACCCCGGUGCUGGACCACUCAGACUCUAGCAGCCAUUUUGUUGCAAUGAGUUGGUGUUUGACCAGAGACUCUUCGGAUUCUCCUUCAGGCCAGUUUGGUAAAUAAUGAUGUCCUGUUCAGCGACGUUACAGGCGUUACUGACAGUCGGUCCGACCUCACCGUGCACUGCCGUCACUCCCUCAGUCACACUUUGUCGUGCCUGUUUUUGUAUGUGGUGAUGGUUUGAUCCUGACAGAAGCAGCGGGAGGCGGAGCUAGAGGGGGUGAUGCGACCAUCUUUAACAGCAGGCCUAUGUUUUAUAUGUUAUUAU
Messenger RNA from Monopterus albus (swamp eel), 1007 nucleotides. It is a transcript of the gene kazald3, whose product is annotated as Kazal-type serine peptidase inhibitor domain 3. Gene Ontology annotation, molecular function: insulin-like growth factor binding. Bases 33 to 629 code for a protein of 198 amino acids. The record is from RefSeq and is a predicted model, not a curated record. Lineage: Eukaryota; Metazoa; Chordata; Actinopteri; Synbranchiformes; Synbranchidae. Gene Ontology annotation, cellular component: extracellular region. The transcript has 4 exons. Gene Ontology annotation, biological process: regulation of signal transduction; regulation of cell growth.